AUGGUUGCAAUAACACAACUGCACAAAAUGAUCAAAAUUGAUUAAAUGAAUAUUUUAUGUUUCAUUUAUGUGGUCUGAAGAAAGUACUGAAAAGAACUUUUAUUUUUUCCUUUGAAAGAUAUGUUUUUUUACUUAACAUGAAAUUUUCCAAUGUUAAAAUAGGCCAUUUUAAUUUUUAGUAAGGUAUAUAGUUGUCAUGAUUAAUGUUAUAUCUUACAUGUAGAAAAUGAGUAAACAAUGCGUUGAUGAAGAAGAAUUAUUGGAACUUCGCAUCCAAGCACUAAAAUCUACAUCAAGGGUUGGCAAAUCACCAAAGACUUUGAAAAGAAGGACGAUAUCUUCGGUUAAACAUGACCAUGUUAAAGAAUCUGAUAAAAGAAAAGGUCAUCAACCAGAACAAGGUAAACAGUUGUUGAAAAAUAAAGAUGCAAGGGCUAGUGAAUCUACUCAAGAUGAAGCAAAUACUAAAAGCCUGGAGAAAGUUACCAUUUCAGAAAGGUUAACUGCUACUGAAGUUAUUAAUCCACCUGCUACUGGAAAAUUAUUGAAAGAUAGUGAUCAAGAGCUUAAAUUAAGAGAACAAGCACUGAAGUCACUCCUGCAGAAAAGAGUUGUCAAAACGGGUGAACUACUGAGAAAGAAUUCAGAACUGGUACAACAUCAAAAAGUUACAUCGACAUCAAAGAUAAUAGAACAAAAGCAAAGUUUGCUUGUUCAGAAGCCACGCAUGAAGAGAGAGAAUCAAAAAUUAGUAAAAAUUAGCGAAUUGAAAAAUGAAGGAAAUGUAGGUGGUGAUAACUCUAGGGAUUGUAAUACUGAAAUUGAAGAUCCAUGCAUUUCUAUUGAAAUGCACAGAUUUCCAAAACACAUCUCAAUAGGAUCUGAUGACGAACUGUCAUUGUGCGCAUCUGAUACAGAUGAAAGGUACACAAAGUUAGACAACACCUCUCCGAUGGAACACCCAAAGUUAAAAAGUUCUUCCAGUGAUACAAGCAUACAAGUUGAACCCACAAACCCUCUUGUCACAAUAUGCAUUGAGAAAAUAUCAGGAAAACAAAAUGAAACUCCCCAGGACGUUGACACAUUACAUUCAAACAAAGUUUUAUCCAAUAUUCAAUGCAAUGUAAUCAGCUGUUCUCAAGUAAACGUUAGUGUUAAUGAACAAAAUAGUGUCAAGAAGUAUGAGUCUGUAUGUUGCAGUUCAAUAUCAAAUGACCACAAUAAGAGUUUAGAACAUUCAAACAUUAAUUCAUGUUUAUUAGAGGAUUAUUCUACGAAGCUCUUAAUGGAGAAAGAAGAUGCAGAUGCUGUAGACAUGGUUAAGUCAAAUUCAUCAGAUGAUUGUUCAACUGAAUUUGCUGAGUCGAAGGAGAAUAACAAUAAUAAUGGUAAUGUUUCUGUCGCAGAAGAAAGAACAAGCAGUGAUAAUACAGGAAUAAUAGAAGAGGCUUUCCGAAAAAAAGUUGAACAUUAUGAACAAGUUCAUAGCCACAAAGUUGCAAUUGAAAAUAAUUUGCAGCAAAUUGAAGAGAAGACUGCAAAAGACUUAAUAAAUGAUGAGGAACCAGGUCCUAGUGGAUAUGUAAAACCGCAUUCGAUUAUUGAACAUUCAUCAGACUCUGAUGAUUCGGUUGUUAUUUUAUCUCCACCAAAACAACCCUCUCCAAUUGUUAUUGAGUUAAGUGACACUGAUCACUUUGAUGAAGAAAGCAAGUCUGGCAAACAAAAACGCAAAAGGUGUCGAGUAACAUCAGUGAAAGAUGCCUUGCAUAAGAAAACAAUGCCCCAUGGAACAAGAGAGGAUCUUAAAGAUUUGAACUGCUCAGUAUGCUUGGGACCAUUUGAGAAUCGAUCAUUUCUUGAUCAGUGUUUUCAUUCGUUUUGCUAUGUAUGUAUUAUCCAGUGGUCAGAAUUGUCUCGUCUUUGUCCAUUAUGUAAAAGCAAGUACAAUGCACUUAUUCACAGUGUGACUAAAGAACUUGAAUAUCAACAGUAUGUGUUUCCAAAAGAAGAGAAAGAGAUUUCGCAAAAAGAUGAGCACAGGAGAGAGUAUAAUGAAAAUUUGCCCGAUGGAAGAAGAUUUCGAUACCGUAGUACAAUUGUGGACCAUGAAAGAUGGGCGUUGCGAAGAUCUGAGAGAGAAAAGGCGGAGAGAGAAAGGGCGCAAACAAGACAACAGAGGAAAAUGAGUCGAAGGUUAAAAUGGUCGGCAACCAAAGACAGAAGAAAGGCUGUUUACAGAUUAAAUAUGUUUGUUAAAGAAGUGAAACAGAGAGGGAAGCCAAAAUUAAGAGACAUCCGACCAGAAUUUUUCUCCGAUAAUCCAGCCAUGAAGCAUCGUUUGGUACCGUGGUUGCUACGCGACUUGAAUGUCUUACUUGGCGAUGACGAUGAAAACAUUCGCUUCGUUAUGAGUUUAAUACUCAACAUCAUACCGAAAGUAAGCAUGGAAAGCGAGGAGUUUAAACAGCAAGUGCAACCAUUUCUUUUCAACGAGACAAAUCAUUUUGUUGCAGAACUGAUCAGUUUUGCAAGUUCUCCUUAUGACAUCAAAGGUUACGAUGACAAUGUUGUGUAUGAUGUGCCAACCCAGGCAGUACCAACACGUCCAUCAAGUUGUGUCACUGAUGUUGUGACUGUACCAGAUGAGCCAGCCGACCCAGUUCGGGAUAGGCUAUUACAUGAAGUUUUUAUUGGCAGUGAAGAUGUUGUCCCCUUAAACGAUCUCCAUAUGGAAGCAUCUCCCCCUCAGAGUGGAAAUAAUACUGAAGAGCCACCUGAAGAAGUCGAAUCUGAUGAAGAACUCGCUAUCCAGCCGAGAAGACAUGAAAGUGUUUUGAACAAAACAGUGACCGAACUGGCUUCUACAAGAAAGAAGGAAAUCCCCGCUGGUGAAUCAAGUAAUGAUGAGGGUGAAGAUGCACUGAAUGAAGUGAAGGUGAAGAAACAGAAGAAGCGACGUCGCCAUGGAGAACACAAGUUGAACCACAACGAAAAAAACACAAGCGGAGAAGGGAGUAGUGACGAAGAAAAUGGGUGUGUUCGAAUACGAGAUAAAAAAGAAAAAAAAAAGAAAAAACAUAAACAUAAGAAGCGAAAGUUAUCAGAUCGUGACGAAAAGUCGAAAUCGUCGCGACGAAAAAAGGCGACGAAAAACGACCGAGAAAAUACCGAGCGCAGCUUCAUCGAAUUAGAAGACGACAAAUCUCUACCGAGGAAAAGAAAAGGUGAACAUGAUGAAUACGAAGAAAAGAAGAAAUUGAAACGUCAACACAAACAUUCUUCCAAACACAAGAAGAAGAGAAAACACAAAGAAAAACGUAAACGAAAAAAGAUCAAACGAGAAAAGUCUUCUGAUACUUCGUCGUCUGAGGAGGAAUUAUCGACCAAGAAGGAGAGUGGAAACAAAAAUAGACAUUCAUCAGUGAAAGAAAAAAGGUCUCCAGAUAUGAAGAAAAAAAGCUCAAAAGAUAAAAUCGAUAAAAUCGAUUCUAGAGCUGGUUUGAUAAAAGAUGGAGCGGCGUUUAAGACGCGAGAAGAAGUUCUGGAGGAACUUUUACUAAUUGAGAAAGCUAUUACAAAAAGACAACAAAAGAAAACAAAGUUAAAAACUCAUCAGGCGACAAACUCUAUGAAAGCUGCCGCCGACAGCACUGUUACGACGUGCGACGAAGGCGAGUGUGUGCCACGUGGCGGAAAUAAUAAAGGAGAGGAAACAUACGGAGAUUUGGUAAAAGAACUACAAGAUAUUGAAAGUAGAAUCAACAUGUGUCGUGGGUCAUUACUAACGAAACCGAAUCAUGUGAAGAAUUGAAGACCUGUUUGGAUUUUUUUUGACAAGAACAAGGUCAGCUUGUUAAUUUUUAGAUUUUUUUUAAAAAAAGUAAGAGUAUUAAUGAUUUUUACAUAUUGUUAAAAUUUAA
Molecule: messenger RNA, 3923 nt
Organism: Hydractinia symbiolongicarpus
Lineage: Eukaryota; Metazoa; Cnidaria; Hydrozoa; Anthoathecata; Hydractiniidae
Product: E3 ubiquitin-protein ligase Topors-like
Exons: 10
Coding region: 227-3814 (1195 amino acids)
Biological process (GO): protein polyubiquitination; protein monoubiquitination
Molecular function (GO): ubiquitin protein ligase activity
Source: RefSeq, a predicted model, not a curated record